Molecule: messenger RNA, 2110 nt
Organism: Xiphias gladius (swordfish)
Lineage: Eukaryota; Metazoa; Chordata; Actinopteri; Istiophoriformes; Xiphiidae
Gene: cnnm4b
Product: metal transporter CNNM4
Exons: 6
Coding region: 9-1973 (654 amino acids)
Biological process (GO): magnesium ion transport; magnesium ion homeostasis
Cellular component (GO): plasma membrane
Molecular function (GO): sodium ion transmembrane transporter activity; magnesium ion transmembrane transporter activity
Source: RefSeq, a predicted model, not a curated record
AAACAAACAUGGCGAUAGUCUCGAGUGGAAGGGGGCUCACGCUAACUUUAUUCGUCUUUUCUUGUGUUUUGGCCAGCAGGCAGGGCCAGGCGGCUGUUUCGGAGUCGAGGGACGCCACCCGGAUAGUCGGCAUGCGGCUGGAGAGGAGCGACAAGCCGGCCGAGACCACCGGGAGAGGGGUGAUUCAGGUGACCGAGGGCAGCGACAUCCUCUUCAGGUUCUACGGGCUCCACUUGUUCCCGAACAGCUCGGCGCUCAUCAGGUUCACGGAACUGUACUCCAGUGAUAAAGAGGACGAUGCUUUCGACGCUGUCGUGGUCCCUUUCAAUAGGACUUGUCCCGAACACACGAAGGAUAUAUUAGUGAAGGGGGACAUGAAGGUAAGCAACCAAAACACCUCCGGGGUGGUCAACCUCUGGAUCAAGCAGCUCCGCAAGAGCGAGGCGGUGAAGGUGUUCGGCUUGUGCAUCCGCGACGCCCAGGACGAUGAGGACAAGUGGUACCUGCUGGACGAUAAAGACGGCAGACUGCGGGUGGUGGAGGAGAAGAAGUCCCUGCUGCCCAUCUGGCUGCAGGUGAUCCUCAUCUCCUUCCUGCUGGUGCUGUCCGGCAUGUUCAGUGGGCUCAACCUGGGGCUGAUGGCGCUGGACCCGAUGGAGCUCCGCAUCGUGCAGAGCUGUGGCACCGAGAAGGAGAAGAAGUACGCGCGGAAGAUCGAGCCCAUCCGCAACAAGGGGAACUACCUGCUGUGCUCGCUGCUCUUUGGCAAUGUCCUCGUCAACACCACCUUCACCAUCCUUCUGGACGACCUCACCGACUCCUCGUUCGGCGCUGUGGUCGCUUCCACCGUUGGCAUCGUUAUUUUUGGCGAGAUCGUCCCCCAGGCGCUGUGCUCUCGGCACGGUCUGGCGGUCGGGGCGAACACCAUCAUGGUCACCAAGUUGUUCAUGCUGUUAACUUUCCCUCUGUCGUGGCCCAUCAGCAAGAUCCUCGACUGCGUCCUCGGCCAGGAGAUCGGCACUGUGUACAACCGGGAGAAGCUGGUGGAGAUGCUGAAAGUCACCGAGCCCUACAACGACCUGGUGAAAGAGGAGCUCAACAUGAUCCAAGGCGCGCUGGAGCUCAGGACCAAAACGGUGGAGGAUGUCAUGACGCCAGUCGGCAACUGCUUCAUGAUCCACAGCGACGCCGUGUUGGACUUCAACACCAUGUCCGAGAUCAUGGAGAGUGGAUACACAAGGAUACCCGUGUACGAGGACGAGCGGUCCAACAUCGUGGACAUCCUGUUCGUCAAGGACCUGGCCUUCGUGGACCCGGACGACUGCACGACCCUGAAGACCAUCACCAAGUUCUACAACCACCCGGUCCACUUUGUCUUCCACGACACCAAGCUUGACUCCAUGCUGGAGGAGUUCAAGAAAGGAAAAUCCCACCUGGCCAUUGUGCAGAAGGUGAACAACGAGGGGGAGGGAGAUCCUUUCUACGAAGUGUUGGGGUUGGUCACGCUUGAGGAUGUGAUCGAGGAGAUAAUUAAAUCAGAGAUUCUGGAUGAAUCGGACCUUUACACUGACAACCGCACCAGGAAAAAGGUGGUGCCCAAUAAGAAUAAGAGAGACUUCUCAGCCUUCAAACACGAGAGUGAAUCAAAAGUGAAGAUCUCGCCUCAGCUGCUACUGGCUGCCCAUCGCUUCCUGGCUACAGAGGUAAGCUUGUUCAGCCCGUCUCAGAUCUCCGACAAGGUGCUGCUGCGAAUCCUGCGCCAUCCAGAUGUGAUCCAGGAGAUCAAGUUCAACGACAGCGACAAGCGCUCUCCUCAUCACUACGUCUACCAGAGGGGGAAGCCCGUCGACUACUUCGUUCUCAUCCUGCAGGGCCGAGUGGAAGUGGAGGCCGGUAAUGAGAACAUGAAGUUUGAGACCGGACCGUUCUCUUUCUACGGUGUCAUGGCGCUCAAUGCUCCCACACUGGUGUGACUGAGGCUUUGAAAAUGGAAAAUCCCGCAACCCUGCGACACGCUUUUUGCAAGAUGCAAACAACUCUGCGCUCUCUGCUUUCAGAGUGAUGCAACCAGCAAAAUGCACUCUGAUUUAAUAAAACAUAUAUUUAGAUU